CGCUGCAGCUCCAAAGCGAACCAGUGAGCCUCUGCAGGUAAAAGUACCAUCUUGUGCAAGGGCGCAUAUCGUUGGGCCGCAAAGCAUCAGCCGUCACCCCGUCGCAUAUCAUCAACCGCCACAGCGAAGCCAAAAGGACAGCCCAAGAGAGCCGUCCGAGUGAGGGAGAAGGAAGGACAGACACGCAACGACGCAGAAGAGGGACUCUUUGUCUGAGACCAUCGGGAGGCACUGCACUGCAGCUGGAAGGCACCAGGCGAUCAGUCAACCAACUCAAAUCAAAUCAAAUCACAUCAACUGCAACCAUGGAGAACGAAGUACAGGACCAGGCCGAACGCAAGGCAUCCCGAAAAUCCGUUGCCUUCACCGACGAACAGCUCGUGGUCGAAACCGACGGCUCAAUAACCAUCAUGAGCGCCGCCGAGGAACCCAAGGAGACGGCCCAGUCACACACGCCUCGUACGCCGCCUCUGUCUGCCGCUCUCGAAGCCUUUGCUGUUGCUGAUCCUUCAUCUCAAGCCGCCGCCGACGAGGCUGCCCCUCCCGAAGAUGGCGGUCUUGACCUGUCUCUGCUGAAGAAGAAGAAGAAGAAGAAGAAGGUCGAGGGCGCCGAGGGUGAUGCCGAGGCCGAGGAUGGAGCCGCCCCCGCCGAGGACGGUGGUCUUGACCUGACCAUGAAGAAGAAGAAGAAGAAGGUCAAGAAGGCCGAGGGUGCUGAAGAGGACGAGUUCACUGCCAAGCUGAAGCAGCUCGAGGUUAAGGACACCGAGGAUGCCGAGGAGACGGCGCCCCAGGAUGCGGGCGACAUGGAGACGGGCACCGGUGUCUGGAGCCACUCAGAGUCCAAGACGAUCCCUUAUACCCUCCUCCUCUCCCGCUUCUUCACCGUCCUCUCACAAAAGAAUCCCGACCACUCGCUCAGCGGCACCAAGAGCUACAAGAUCCCUCCGCCUCAGUGCAUGCGUGAAGGCAACAGGAAAACCGUCUUUGCCAACAUUGCCGAUAUCUGCAAGCGCAUGAAGCGAACCGAGGAGCACGUCACCGCCUACCUAUUCGCCGAAUUGGGUACAAACGGCUCCGUUGACGGAAAUAGGAGAUUGGUCAUCAAGGGUCGAUUCCAGCAGAAGCAGAUUGAGAACGUCGUCAGGAAAUACAUCAUUGAAUACGUUACUUGCAAGACCUGCAAGUCGCCCGAUACUGAGUUGAACAAGGGCGAGAACCGUCUGUACUUCAUCACCUGCAACAACUGCGGUUCACGACGAAGUGUCACAGCCAUCAAGACUGGUUUCUCUGCCCAGAUCGGCAAGAGAAAGAAGAUGCAGGGUUAAGCAAAGCCUGCAUGUACGUAUUCAAAGAUCUAAUAAGAUGCUUUACUUGCAAAGCGAUGUUUCUGCACCGGUAACGCCGCCUUAUUGGAUCACACUCAGACCAUAUCCCAUUUGCAUCACAUGUCCUAAGCAAGGUGUCAAGCACACACGAUUGCGGGAUGGGCAUCAAGUCACGGGGAGAGCAAAGCAGCGAUAUGCCCAAGCUGCGAGGGCAAAGGCGAGGUAGCCGUUUUUAUUUUCUGUCAUGAUGGAGAAAGGGCGUAACGAA
Molecule: messenger RNA, 1596 nt
Organism: Trichoderma reesei QM6a
Lineage: Eukaryota; Fungi; Ascomycota; Sordariomycetes; Hypocreales; Hypocreaceae
Exons: 3
Coding region: 306-1328 (340 amino acids)
Biological process (GO): formation of translation preinitiation complex; translational initiation; formation of cytoplasmic translation initiation complex
Cellular component (GO): eukaryotic translation initiation factor 2 complex
Molecular function (GO): mRNA binding; translation initiation factor activity; translation initiation factor binding
Source: RefSeq, a predicted model, not a curated record